CGCAGGGGCAAUGGAGUUUAGACUGUCGGCUGAAGCUGUCCAAAGUUGAAAUACGAAACUUUACCACCAGACAGCAGUGACAGCUAAGAACAUGAGUUUAUCGAGAUGCAGCUUGCUAGUCGGGCUGCUCUGCUUGCAUAGUAGCUGGGCUCAGCACCAGUUCUACCAACUGCUGCAGAACUACUCAGAGUUCUCACCACUGCGGCCACAGUACGGCCCCAGCGCCGCCCCCCUGUUCCACCCCCGCGGCGUCCCCGUGCUCAACGCUGGCUCAGCUGGAGGUGGCUACGGCCUCCGUCCUGCCCCCGGCAACUACGAACUGCCGCAGACUGAUAAUGCGCUCUACGGACUGCCGCCUCACCCACUCGCUUGCGGACCCGAGUUCCAGGGUGGUUGCCAGGAAUCCAAGUAUCGCAGCAUAGAUGGCUCUUGUAAUAACCCCCAUAACCCCACCUGGGGCAUGCCCAACACCCACUAUGGACGUCUGGUUCCCUCCAAGUAUUCUGAUGGUAUCCACGCCCCACCAGUGUCGGUAACCGGUGCCAAGCUGCCUGGCUCUCGUCUGGUCAGCAUCGUCAUGUUUCCGGACGUCCCGAAGAACGACCCUCUCUGGACUCUUUCAUCCAUGUCCUGGGGACAGAUAAUGACUCACGACUUGUCCAUGGCUAUGGGAACCACCCAAGCUAAGGCCCACUCAAUCCAGUGUUGCAGUCCUGAUGGUCAGAUCCGUGUACCCGAGGAAUACGCCAGUCCUCUCUGUUUCCCCAUCCUGAUUCCCCAGGAUGACCCUGUCUACUCUCGCUACCAUCAGAUGUGCAUGAACUUUGUGAGGAGCACAACUUAUUUGGACACAGGAUGCGGCUCACCUCAUGAACCUGCUGAACAGCUGGUCGCAGUCACUCAUUACAUGGAUGCGUCCUUCGUGUACGGUUCGACUAACGAGGUAGCUGUGAGGCUGAGGGAAGGUCACGGAGGACUUCUGCGAGUGGAUGUUAGAGACAACAGGCCCUGGCCACCAGCGGCAGUCAACAAGAGCGCAGCCUGCGACACCCAAACUGAGGAUGAGCCCUGCUACCAGUUCGGUGAUGUGAGAGGUAAUCAGAACCCACAGCUGACUGUGCUGCAGAUCGUUAUGCUGAGAGAACAUAACCGUAUCGCCACCACCCUCUCCCACAUCAACCCUCACUGGGAUGACGAAACUCUCUACCAGGAAGCCAGAAGGAUCCUUAUUGCAGAAUACCAGCACAUCAAUUACUACGAAUGGUUGCCUAUUUUCCUCGGCAAGAAGAACAUGAAGAAGUACGGUCUGCUGUACGAAACCCACGGCUACACCGACGACUACAGGCCUGACGUCGACCCGAGCGCGCUGAACGGCUAUGCGACUGCCGCCUUCCGUUACUUCCAUUCCGCCAUCCAAGGACGACUAGAACUGAUCGGAGAGGAACGUAACACAUACGGAGUCCUUCGUCUCAGUGACUUCUUCAACAGGCCUGGAAUCAUAGAAGAGGGACAAAACAUGGAUCACUUGGCCAGAGGACUGACCACUCAGCCUGAGGAGAACAUUGAUCCCUUCUUCACAAGUGAGAUCACUGACUACUUGUUCCGUAACGGCAAACCAUUCGGUCGAGACUUGCGAGCAACUGACAUCCAACGAGGCCGAGACCACGGUCUGGGCUCUUACAAUGACUACAGGGAAUUCUGCGGCCUGCCUCGCGCCAAGACCUGGAAGGAGUUCAGUGAUUAUAUCACUCCUGAGAACAUUGAGAAGUUAGCUCUACUGUACGCCUCACCAGACGACGUCGACCUCACAGUGGGAGGCUCUGUGGAGGCUCACGCCGAGGACUCCCUGGCCGGUCCUACAUUCCUGUGUCUUCUAUUGGAACAGUUCUACAGGACCAGAGUCUCUGACAGGUUCUUUUUCGAGAGAGGAGAUCCUCACACUGGUUUCACCCCAGAGCAACUUGCGGAGAUCAGGAAGUCUUCAUUCUCUCGUCUCAUGUGUGAUAACAGUGACAAUGUCUAUCAGAUGCAGCCUCGAGGCUUUGAAGUCAUUUCUCACACGAACCAACUGGCGGCUUGCCAAGAUGCCUCUACAAUACCCAUAGUGGACCUGAGUGCUUGGAAGGACGCCCAUGGGCCAGUUCAUACAGGACCUUUCUACGGCAAAAAGUAACAUUAGCUUUCUCCAUUACAUAUGAGAUCACCUGGUACAACAUUAUAUUACCAUUAACAUCGUCCCAUUCAUUCAUGCACUCAUUCUAACUCAGCUUGGCAAAUCCUGCAAACAUACAAUUAAGCGGUACUAAAAAGUCAUUAAUGUUGUACUAGACACAAAUUUGUUACCACUUUUAGAACAUAGGAAAUUGUAUAGUAUUAUAACGAUGUAUGAAUGUGUAAUAAUUCACAGAUGGUAAUGGGCCGUAAUGCUUUCAAGCAUUACUACACCGGAAUGGCCUUAAUUCCAUUUUUGAAUUUAUUAUAUGAAUUUAGUUUUCUAAAAUAAUACAACAUAAAUUUCCACAUUAAAAUUACCUCAUUUUAUCCAAACUUUAUAAAAGCAUCAACUGAUUUAUAUGUACACUAAAAGUAAAAUCGUUAUAAACCCUAAUAUGUCUAUAUAUUUUACUACAAAUCAUAAUUUAACUUUAAAGAAAUUAAAAGAUACAUAUUGUACAGCUAACGGUUUUUAGAAUGUUUAUAACAAUACAAGUAUAUUAUAGUUCUAUAUAUUAGUACACAUUCCGUAUUAGUUAAAAUUAACACAUUCAAAGGUGUUAGGUGCUACAUAGUUGUUACGUUAAAUAUUUACCAAAUGUUUCUUGUAAAUAAGUUUCGCUACUUUGUAUGUUUGUCCUGUAAUUAUUUCAUUAGCUCAUGCAUUUACUCAUUUUUGGGGAUUUUGCCAAUGUACAGCUACCAUUCGUCAACCAUUUAAAAAAACAUCAUAUCUUUAGUUGUUUUGGGGAUUGCUGUAAAACAUACUGACAUUUUUAAUGAGGUACAUCAUCGAUAUUCAAAAGAAAAUAUUGAUGUAAGCACCUGAACACUGAAAGAACUUAACAUGAUAAAAUCACAUUAUCAAAUGCAUUAACUUUACAUCUUUCCCCAAAACAAAUUCUUCAUGACAUCUUCUUCCUGAAACUACCAGUAUUUUUUUGUACUUUUAUAUAAGAUUAGACAAGUAAGAUUUUUGUAAGCCUUUUUGUACAUAUGAAAUAAAUAUUUAUAUAAA
Homalodisca vitripennis (glassy-winged sharpshooter) is the source of this 3232-nucleotide messenger RNA. RefSeq names its product peroxidase-like. The transcript has 15 exons. Lineage: Eukaryota; Metazoa; Arthropoda; Insecta; Hemiptera; Cicadellidae. The coding region runs from base 92 to 2173 and encodes 693 amino acids. Gene Ontology annotation, molecular function: heme binding; peroxidase activity. Gene Ontology annotation, biological process: response to oxidative stress. The record is from RefSeq and is a predicted model, not a curated record.